Hibiscus syriacus is the source of this 1137-nucleotide messenger RNA. RefSeq names its product filament-like plant protein. The record is from RefSeq and is a predicted model, not a curated record. Lineage: Eukaryota; Viridiplantae; Streptophyta; Magnoliopsida; Malvales; Malvaceae. Bases 1 to 1137 code for a protein of 378 amino acids. The transcript has a single exon.
AUGGUCUACUUGGUUUUUUUAAACUUUAGGUUGGGAAGCUGCGGAAAAUGUAGUGGUGUUGAAGCAAAAACUCCUGCAGUUCAGCAAAACUCGGCUUUAGAAGAUCGUGUGAGCCAUCUUGAUGGAGCUCUCAAGGAAUGUGUAAGGCAGCUAAGACAAGCAAGAGAGGAGCAGGAGGAAAAGGUCCAUGAAGCCAUUGCCAAAGCUGCCCAGGAUUGGGAAACCACCAAAUGCGAACUCGAAAGUCGGUUGCUUGAGCUCCAAGCUAAAGCUGAAGCUGUUAAUUCUGAGCCCCCUCCAGAGUUCAGUCAUGACCUUUGGCGAAAGAUUGAAGCUUUGGAGAAGAAAAAUGCAGACCUUGAACUCGAGCUCUCAUCUCAAUUGGAGAUGGAAAUCAGAACAAUUGAAAGGGACUUAAGCACCCAAGCAGCUGAAACAGCUAGCAAACAACUCUUGGAGAGUAUAAAGAAGGUAACAAAGCUUGAGGCCGAGUGUCGAAGACUCAAAACAAUAUCUGAUAAAUCUCUGAACGUCUCCUCAAUGUAUGCUGAAUCUCUUACAGAUAGUCAAUCAGACAGCGGAGAACGGGUUAAUCUUGUGCAGAUCGAUACUCACAAGAUAAGCGGCUUGGAGGCAAACAAAGAACCUAGUUGUUCUGAUUCAUGGGCAUCAGCCUUAAUUGCAGAACUUGAUCAAUUCAAAAAUGAAAAGGCCAUCAACCGAAACCUCCUGGGUUCUUCCAUUGAGAGUAAUCUAAUGGAUGAUUUUCUCGAGAUGGAAAGACUUGCUUCAUUGCCUGAAACCAUGAGCGAAAACCAUUGUCUUGAACCUAAAGCUAUUGCGAAACAAUCUAAUAACGAUGGUGAUAGCUCAAUGCAGGCUGAGCUUGAAGCCAUGAUUCAUCGAACAGCGGAACUCGAAGAGAAGUUGGAGAAGAUAGAAGUUCAGAAGGCUGAACUAGUAAUCGCUCUUGCCAAAAGCCAGGAAAGUCUAGAAGCAUCGGAGCUGAAAUUGGAGGACUUGCAAAGGGAGCUCUACAAUGCAAAUGAUGCAAAGCAACAACUCGAUUCUCAACUCAGGAACGUGAAAGCAGAUGUAGAGAAUAUGUCAGCAAAGAUUAACUCAUUAGAAAAUUAA